Hevea brasiliensis (rubber tree) is the source of this 2418-nucleotide messenger RNA. Its product is annotated as cation/H(+) antiporter 15-like. Gene Ontology annotation, cellular component: endomembrane system; membrane. Gene Ontology annotation, biological process: proton transmembrane transport; regulation of pH. The record is from RefSeq and is a predicted model, not a curated record. Gene Ontology annotation, molecular function: antiporter activity. The transcript is spliced from 3 exons. The coding region runs from base 1 to 2418 and encodes 805 amino acids. NCBI's taxonomy places the organism in Eukaryota, Viridiplantae, Streptophyta, Magnoliopsida, Malpighiales, Euphorbiaceae.
AUGUCGAGAUAUAGUGGUUUGACAACUUAUGUCAAGCAUGGAGAAUUGAGAAAUGCUCAUCCUGUAGUUUGCUUCUCAUAUCAAGAGGAAAAGAGAAACCAUAAUAUAUUCUCUAAGGAUAACAAUGAUAAUCCUCUCAAGUUCAUAUUUCCAGUCCUCAUGCUUCAAAUCAUCUUGGCUUUCGUUUUAUCUCGGUUGAUUUACUUGCUUUUCAGGCCUUUGAGACAAUCAAAAUUUGUAUGCAAUGUUUUGGCAGGGAUUAUAUUAGGACCCUCUGUCUUGGGCCGCAACAAGAAAUUUAUGGAAACAUUUUAUCCAGCCAAAGAGAUGCAAGUGCUUAAUACAUUGGUGAAGUUUGGUGUAUCAUACUUCGUUUUUCUUACUGCUGUGAAAAGGGACACAGCUUCAUUGUUAAAGAUAGCCAGAAAUGCUUGGACCAUCGGUAUAUCUGGUUAUAUGAUUCCUGUAGCAAUCUCUUUUUUCUUCAAUUCUACUGUGGAAUAUCAUGUCACUGGAUGUUUUGGUCGUGGUUUCCCAUUUCCCUUAGUUGCAUGUCCUUUAACGCAGAGUUCUUUCCCUGUUGUUGCGAAUAACUUGGAAGAACAAGACCUUAUAACCACAGAGUUAGGCCAACUUGCAAUGUCAAUUGCCAUCCUCUCAGAGACCAUUACCAAUGUCAUUUCUAAUAUUUUUGUGGUCGUGAUAAUAUUUACUAGAAUCGGAAGUUAUUUGGCUGCGUUUCAAAUCAUGUUUCUCAUAUCAGCAGUGAUAUUGUUUGCAAUAUAUAUUGUAAGGCCAACGGUACUUCAAAUUAUCAAGAGAACUCCAGAAGGGAAAUCAGUGCAAGAGGUUUUUGUUGUAACAGUGCUAUUAUUGGCUUUAUUCAUGGCAUUAAUAGCUGAUAUUUUAUGGGGAGCCUUUAUUCCUGGUGCUGUGCUAAUUGGUUUAGCAGUACCAGAUGGACCUCCACUGGGUUCUACGAUAGUUGAGAAAUCAGAACUCAUAGUCACUGAAAUAUUUUUGCCUUUGUUUUAUAUUCAAAUUGGUUAUCUAACAGAUAUGUCAUCAGUAAAGGAUAUGAAUUCUUUUCUUGUAUUCUUGCUUAUCCUCAUGCUGUUGCAUUUGUCAAAGAUUUUGGGAAUCAUGUUGAUUUCAUUAUUUUUUGAUAUAAGAAUUAAAAAUGGUCUAUUGCUUGGAGUUGUUUUAAGCUUCAAAGGUGUAGAAGACUUUUCCUUUUAUGAGAGAUGGCAGCAAGACAAGCUUUUGGAUAAGCAGUGUUAUGCAACAAUAGUUCUAUUCUGCCUCUUCUUAAACAGUAUUGUAUGCCCUUUAGUAGAUAUUCUCUAUAAGCCUCAUGUUAGACUAACUACUACAUAUCAUCAUACUAAAGCACUGCGGUUGAGAACGCUCCAAUCAACUCCUAAAGACGUUGAAUUACGUGUUCUUUCAUGUGUUUACCAUGAAGAUAACGUCCAUGGCCUUAUUGCCUUAAUCAAAGCUUUCAAUCCGAAUAAAAACAGAGCAGUAUGUGCAUAUGUCACCCACCUUGUUGAGCUUGUUGGUCGAGCAGCUCCAUUACUGAUCCCUUACAACAAGCACCGAAGAAGAUUCAUACCCAAAAACUCACAUCACAUCAUGCGAGCUUUCAACAACUUUGCAACAGAUAAUAAUAAUUCAUCUGGUCCUAUCACAAUACAAUCAUUCAUCGCAAUUGCUCCCUACAAAAGCAUGCACAACAUCAUUUGCAACCUUGCACAAGAUAGACACAUUCCUUUGAUCAUUGUUCCAUUCAGUGGAAACCAAGAAGUUAACCGUGUACAAAACAGCAUAAGGAAUUUUAAUACUAUGCUGCAAGAACAAGCGUCUUGCACUGUUGGGAUAUUAAUAGAUAGGGGAUUAUGUCUUCGGAUGAUCAACUUGAAUCGCCACUUUAAGGUAGCGGUGCUCUUCAUAGGUGGUGCUGAUGAUCGUGAAGCCCUGGCACUAGCAAGCAGAAUGUCAGGGAGUCCUAAAGUGGGAAUCAACGUAUUCAAAAUUUGCUGCAAACAAGAAGAGGGAAAAGUAUGUGGGGUGGAGAAGCAAUUGGAUGAGAUAUCGUUGAAGGAAUUUAAGGAGAAAAAUGUGGGAAAUGCUUGUGUUGUUUGCUCUGAGAUGGUAGCCAACAAUAGCUUACAAAUGAUGGACGUGGUUCGAUCUUUGAGGAAAAAGUAUAAUCUUGUUAUAGUAGGCAAGAAUCUAAGAAGAACGCAAUUUGAGAAAGAGAUGAUGCAGUGGGUUGAGUAUCAAGAGCUAGGCUUGGUAGGUGAUGUGCUUGCUUCAUCAGACUUUUGUGAUAUUUCAGUGUUAGUGAUAAAACAUAGUGAGUUGGAUAAAAGCAAUAAUAAUUUUUGCCCUUCUUGCAGAGAAAAACUGAGAUAA